AUGACUUUAACAGAAUCAACCCAGAUCUUACAAUCUCCUUUAAUCCUUAUGGCAUCUAGCCAAGAGAAGGAUAUAGCAAGGGAGGAAGGGCCCACUGCACCUAAUGAGGUGGUGAACAAUGCUGCUGAGAUUGACCUCAAUCAAGAUGAGGCAAUGGCUGACCUUGAGUUGGAUGAUAUUGAGAACUUGGAUCUGGACCUUAGAGAUGAGCAUAACCAUGGUAAAGCUGAGAACCAUGGUGAAGAUGAGAACCAUGGUGAAGUUGACAGCCUUGGGGAAGAGGAUAACACCGGUGGAAAGGAGGCCACUAGUGAUGAAAAUGACUUCACUGAGGGUGAAGGCAUGACUUAUCCUAUCUCCGAGGAGAUUGUCCAACUCCAGGCUAAAGUGGCAACUCAGAAUAUCACCAUCCUGCAGCAGCAGACGUCAAUUGAUGGACUCAAGAAGCACACUCAGGACCUCGAGGCUAGGCUGAGCAUUACCAUGAAGGAGGCUCGCGUUACUGCACCCACUCGUGCAUUGGACGAGGUGGCCCGCAGGGUAGUGUAUGGUGAUAAGAAGCAGGCGCAGGGACCAUUUGGGUGGCCGGAGUUCUGCACCGUGCUGAAAGAUGCAUUCAUGGUCAAGAAGUCCAACAUCGAACUGCGCGGACGCCUUGAGAGUAUCAAGUGUCAUGACCGUUCGGUGCAGAAAUAUGCGGUCGAGUUUGAGGCCGCAGUACGCUCGCUCCAGAAGCCCUUGUCUGAGGAGGAGAUGAUGCACGUCUUCAUGAAAGGCCUCCCUGUCAACCUGCAAGAGGCACACAUGACCGGCGGCAUGACCAAUUGGACGACUUACAAGGAGAUGAAGGAGCAGAUGAUCAAAACUAACACCAUCAUUCGUACAUACAUCCAUGGUCCUGCAAAACCAGACCAGCAGCCCUGA
Molecule: messenger RNA, 924 nt
Organism: Closterium sp. NIES-65
Lineage: Eukaryota; Viridiplantae; Streptophyta; Zygnematophyceae; Desmidiales; Closteriaceae
Source: the annotation of a GenBank genome assembly